UUUGUAUUCUAUCAAUGUGACGACAUUGCAAUACAGACACGGCAGAAUACCUCCAAGUGGAUACCGCGCUGGCAGAUCUCAGAUAUUGCAAGGACCAAACGUACUGUACAAAAGCCCCGUCAAGAUAGCACAAUGGAUUCUUUACGGUGGGAAUUGCUCCAAAACUACCUUGAUCGUCUGUUCUGGCCCAUACCAAUGGCGUUUUUCAAAUAUCUCAUCGCAUUGUGCCCGGCACUCAUAGCCGCGCAGAAUGCAUCCACUGGUCCUUACCCUAGUUGUACAACUCUUCCACUUCGUGACAAUCCCGUCUGCGAUGAAUCUCUUGAUCCUGCAUCACGGGCAGAAGGCCUUGUCGCUGCAAUGAACAUAUCGGAAAAGCUGAUCAACCUUGUUGAUCACGCUCCGGGAGUUCCUCGUCUCGGUAUACCAGCGUACGAUUGGUGGGGUGAAGCUCUGCAUGGAGUUGCGUAUUCUCCAGCAGUGCAUUAUGCCAUGUCUGGCGAAUUCUCCUCUGCUACCUCAUUUGCCAAUCCAAUAACAAUAUCAGCUGCUUUCGACGAUGAAUUGGUGGAGCGAAUCGGGAAGACCAUCGGCACCGAAGGAAGAGCAUUUGCAAAUGUAGGGAGAGCCGGACUGGACUUUUGGACUCCAAACAUUAAUCCUUUCAAAGAUCCGCGCUGGGGUAGAGGAUUGGAGACGCCGGGAGAAGAUGCAUUUCGUGUUUCCCAGUAUGUGAAGCAUCUGUUGAGGGGCAUGGAGUGGGCUUCUGAAGAGCCAUCCGAAGCUCGUGGUCGUCAAAUUAUUGCCACGUGCAAACACUUUGCCUCCUACGACCUGGAACGCUGGGAGGGCAUCGUGCGCCAAAAAUUUGAUGCUCAAGUGCGCUUGCAAGAUCUGGUUGAGUACUAUCUUCCGUCCUUCCGGCAAUGUGCAAGAGACAGCAAUGUAGGGAGUAUUAUGUGUGCAUAUAAUCGGGUCAACGGUACACCGGCAUGCGCAGAUAGCUACAUGAUGCAGACAGUAUUGAGAGAGCACUGGGGCUGGACGAAACAUGGAAACUAUAUCGUGAGCGACUGCAAUGCGGUUAAAAACAUCUGGGCAGACCACAAAUGGGUCAGCACUGCCGCGCUGGCGUCAGCAAAAGCGUUCAACGCUGGAAUGGAUAACGUAUGCGAAGUAAGCCGAGGAAGCACUGACGUCGUCGGAGCCUUCAACCAAAGUCUUGUGACCGAAGAGGUUCUUGAUACGAGCUUGAAGAGACAAUAUGAGGGUCUGGUUCGCGCUGGGUAUUUCCAGAAAUCUCCAGAUCCUACCGGCUACCGAUCUUACGGAUGGGACUCGGUGAACACAGACGCUGCUACCAGUCUCGCUAAGCAAUCUGCUACUGAUGGAAUCACACUUCUCAAGAACGACGGCGCACUCCCUAUGCAAUUCAAGCAGAAUCAGACUGUCGCGCUGAUAGGAAUGUGGGCUAACGACACUCGGAAUCGGAUGCUCGGAAAUUACUUCGGUCGUCCGCCGUACUAUAGAACGCCGCUAUGGACAGCACAGCAGACCAACAUCAGUACUCUAUACGCCGACGGGCCAGUUGCACAGAACAGCUUCAAUCAAUCGGCUGCAAUUGAGGCCGCACGGGCCGCCGAUACUAUACUUUAUUUUGGCGGCAUCGAUGGGUCUAUCGAAGCCGAAGACCUUGAUCGCACUGAGAUCACCUGGCCAAGUCCUCAGCUCUCGCUUUUAUCUGCUCUAUCAGAGCUCGGAAAACCUAUCAUAGUGGUUCAGUUGGGCACCAGUCUUGACAAUUCUCCACUCCUCGAUAAUCCAAGUAUCGGCGCUAUCGUUUGGGCCGGAUACCCAGGCAUGUAUGGCGGUCCGGCUGUCUUUGACGUUCUUACUGGAGAGAAGGCACCCGCGGGUAGACUUCCUAUCACGCAGUAUCCUGGAGAGUAUGCAGAGAUAGUCAAUAUGACUGAUAUGACUCUGAGACCAAGCGAUAAGAAUCCCGGUCGAACAUACCGGUGGUAUGAUCAGGCGGUCCAAGAAUUUGGUUUUGGACUCGGUUAUUCUAAUUUCAGCGUCAAGUUUGGCGAAUACCCCAAGAGCGUUGUGUCAGUUGGCGAUUUGAAUUGUGACGAAGAGUAUCAGGACCUCUGCGCUUUCUCUCAAAAGGUACCUGUUGUCGUUACAAACGAAGGUGGAAUUACAUCAGAUUAUGUGGUAUUGAUCUUUGCGAAGAGCGAGGCUGGUCCUGCACCACAGCCCAAGAAGUCUUUGGUCGGAUACCAGAGACUGAGGGAUAUAGAACCGGAAGAGGAAAGAGAGGCCGAGUUCGAGUUGACAGUGGGUAGUUUCUCGAGGGUACUGGACAACGGAGACUCGAUCCUCUAUGAUGGAAAGUAUUGCCUGGUCUGGGAGGGAAGUCUCGACGGAAACAAUGGAGAAGAGCAGCUAUGCUUAGACAUUGUCGAUGGGGACUCGACAGGACAGACUUUGGUCGAUAAAUGGCCGCAACCGAAGGGAGGGAACGGAACAGCAGCCGGAGGGUCAGUAUGA
Messenger RNA from Periconia digitata, 2553 nucleotides. NCBI's taxonomy places the organism in Eukaryota, Fungi, Ascomycota, Dothideomycetes, Pleosporales, Periconiaceae. The record is from the annotation of a GenBank genome assembly.